AUGCAAUUUGCUCAACAACAAGAUAAAUCAAGAGACUCUUCAGCAUUUAAUCUAUUUAAAAAGAAGAAUGCACUUGCAACUAUGAUAUGUGAUCCAAAUAUGUUAGAAGCUACUUUGAUAUCUGUUUAUUCAUUAAAUACUGCGUUUGCCAAGAAACCAUCAUCAAAAAAAGAUGUUAUUGUUUUGAUACCUGAAACUAUGAAGAACGAGGAUAUUGAACGUCUAAAAGAGCUUGGCACACAUGUUAUUAAGACAUCAAUGCUAUCUUUUAAUGAUAACAUGAAAUAUAACAGUUGCAAUCCAGCCAUGUUGAUUAAUCUCUGGGCUUUGUUCGACUAUCAAAAAGUUGUUUAUUUUACACCAGAAAUUAUAUUUGAUAAUAAUGUCGAUCAAUUAUUCAACUUUCCAUCAGGUUCUUCUAUCGUGAAUAAAGAAGAAUUUUAUACUCCACUCUUUAUUCUAGAGCCAAACCCUAUUACGUUCGAAUCCCUUGUCCGAGAUUAUAAAAGAUUAUCAUCCAAUACAAAUAGCGCUCAGUUAUUUAAUCAAUUGCUCGAUCAAUCUUUUUUCGACUAUUCUUUACGUAUUCCGAAAGACACAUUAAAGCAGAAUGUUUAUGUUUUUGAUAAAAAAAUGAAGCCAUGGAAUUUCCAUACUUAUCAUGACUUUGACUGGAAGAAAGAAUAUGAUCCUUUAGGCUUUUAUAAAUGGCGUCAUUUAUCUAAUAGUCUUAGAGACUUGUUUAAUUUAAGCUCUGAUUGGAAGAAUAAGGAUAGACAACGUAUGGUUUGUGAUGCCUAUCUAGACGCUAAUUCAAAUAAUAUCAAUCAUUUUACUAUUCAAAAUCAAUUUUCUGUUAUGAUUAGUACUUAUAACCCUGAACGCAUUGAACAUCUAUCAUUACUUAUUCAACAUCUCUUGAAAUCUAAAAAGGUACAUACUGUCUUUGUAACUUGGCACAACCCUAAUUUAGAGGUCCCCGAUACCCUGUAUCAAGGAAUUUCAGAGAAAGACCUUGAUCGCGUUAAAGUCUUAAUGCAAUCAUUUGAUUCCUUAAAUAAUCGCUUUAAUCCUGUAAAUGAACUCAAGACGGAUGCUGUCUAUAUUAUGGAUGAUGAUAUUUAUAUUGAUCUUGAUGAUUUAGAAUUCACAUUUUCGAUUUGGCAGCAACGUAAAGAUAGUGUAGUUGGUCAUUUCCCUCGUUACCAUACCUAUUCACCUGAAUCCCAUGAAGCUACAUAUAAAAUAAUUGGAAAGGCACCUUACAGUAUCAUUUUAACCAAGAGUAUGUUUAUUCGAUCAGAUUACUUAUUUAGCUAUACUUGUCUUUUAGAUUCAAAGUUACACGAAACAAUCGAUUCAAGAUUAAAUUGUGAAGAUCUUGGUUUCUCAAUGAUGGCUUCUGGUAUCUCAAAUGUAGCACCUACCUAUGUUCGUCCUCAAGAACCUAUGGAAGACUUUGGUUUGAAAAAGGGCAUUAGUACAAAUUCUGCCCAUAUGCCAGCUCGUUCCAAAUGUAUUUCUGACUUUAUUACUGAUUACUGGAACGAAAAGGAUCCUCUUAUUAAAGCUUAUGACACUGUUGUUCCUUUUUCUAAGCCUGUUAUCCGUGUAGGUGACUGGAAUAGAGCUGAAAAGAAUAUCCUGGAAAAUUAA
Messenger RNA from Cokeromyces recurvatus, 1656 nucleotides. Its product is annotated as glycosyl transferase family 64 domain-containing protein. Lineage: Eukaryota; Fungi; Mucoromycota; Mucoromycetes; Mucorales; Mucoraceae. The record is from RefSeq and is a predicted model, not a curated record. Bases 1 to 1656 code for a protein of 551 amino acids. The transcript has 8 exons. Gene Ontology annotation, molecular function: glycosyltransferase activity. Gene Ontology annotation, cellular component: membrane.